Molecule: messenger RNA, 10953 nt
Organism: Mercenaria mercenaria
Lineage: Eukaryota; Metazoa; Mollusca; Bivalvia; Venerida; Veneridae
Product: VPS9 domain-containing protein 1-like
Exons: 14
Coding region: 65-2413 (782 amino acids)
Biological process (GO): vesicle-mediated transport
Cellular component (GO): endocytic vesicle; cytosol
Molecular function (GO): small GTPase binding; guanyl-nucleotide exchange factor activity
Source: RefSeq, a predicted model, not a curated record
UUGAGAAAAUGAGGAAAAUAGUGAUUUCCUGAUACAAAAUAUUGUUUUUAAAGGUUUUUACAUCAUGUCGUCUCAGACAGUGCUUUCAGCCUGUCUUUCAACAUUAAUGAAAGAUGUCUCAGAAGCACUGAAAUUCGACAGGCAAGAAAGAAACGAAGAUGCAUACAAGAAGUAUCUGGAAUGUGUGCUUAGAGUAUCUACUGGUCUUCUCAAAACUCUCUAUACAGACGAGGGUCAUGUGUUUGUGACAAAGGACAUUGAGAAAAUGGUGAAACUAGGUCAGCAGUGUAUGGACAGAGUGGCCAGUAUAGUGAAUCAGCGUUUAGAAAAAGCACCAAAGUCCAGUAUCCAAACACCUACAAAUUUACCCCUGAAUUCUGGUCCUGGGCCUCUGUGGUCACGGUCACAGUCAACACCAACAACACCAGUGACAAGAGAAACAACACCAGUAACACCCAACAGGCCACCUAGUGUAACAGAUGCAACUUUAACUUCUACAUUAGAUAGUAUGUCCAGUAGUACCACAAGGAAACUUGGACCUAUGGAGAUUGCAGCACGGCAGAAUCAGCAUCUACUGAUUGCACUGAGGAAAAGACAGGCCAUGGCCAAGAACAAGUCUGCUAGUGCUAAUCUGAGUCUGACACUACAGAGGAAGAUGGUAGAAAAUUUAGCCAUAGCCAGAGCCCAGGAAGAAGCUUUAGCCAAGAAAAUGAAAGAGAGACAGCAACGCUUGGAAGAACAAGCAGCAAGGCGUUUUCACACUCCUGUAGGACUGUCUGAAGAAGAGCAACAACAGAGGCAGGUUUACAAGAAAGUACUAGAGUUUGAACAGGAAAAUUUAUGGAUGAUGGAAUUACGAAAAAAGUUUGAAGAGUCUCCUGCAGACAUUUAUGUUAUAAGUGAGCUAAUUACGGCAGUGUUAAGUUGUGAUGCUCAUCCGCUAACUGUUGAGUUACAAGUAUACCAAAGAACCAUGCUAGACAAACUUAUACAUCUAGUCAAAGAAAAGUUAAAUAAAGUGGAAAAGAUUAAAGUGCCCUUACCAAGAUCUGUUUAUGAGGAUUCGAAUUUAAAAGACUUCAAGGUGUCAUUCCAAAAAGUAAAACCAGGCACAAAACUUGCUCGGUCUGAAUCCAGUUUAGACACUGUGCAAGAAACUGAUUCCACUUAUGGUUCUUUGAGUAAGUCACAAGAUGUGUCUAAUGUUGAUAGUGAUAUACGUAUUGUAGAAGACCAAGAUGUUAGAAAUUUGGAUGAGGUAAACUCUGAAGACAAUGAACCUAUGGCUGACCUUGAUACUAAAGAUAAUGAUAUAGAAGAUUUCAGUGUUGACACUGAUAGUGUCAAAUACUCAAAUGCCAAAGAUUUAGCAGACGUUUCCGCAGAGAUUAAAAGAGAUAUUGAAAAAGCAGUAAUAGAUGGGAGUAAGUUAAAAACAAAAUUGGAGGAAGAAAACCAGAGAUUAAAAUCAUUCUCUAGACAAGCAACUGAAGAGUAUGAAAAAUACAACCAAGAAAAUAUGGAUGAUCUUUUUGAUGAUGACAGUGACAUGGAAGACAAAGAUGCUGAUAAUAAUAAUAGUGAUAGUGAUGACAAUAAAACAGUGCAAGAUGAUAGUGUUACCUGUGAAAAAGAGAAUGAAUCUGAUGAAACCAGUGAUUUAAUGGCUGAUAAACUUGAAGCCAAAACAAGAGAAGCGAGUCAACCAAAAGUAUUGCGAAAGAAUCCUAGCUUUGAAAAUCUGUAUAGUAAAAUUGCUCAGCUUAAAAAUGAAGCAUAUCAUAGACAUUUGAAAGGCAUGACCGAGGAUAUAUUAACUAGCAUAGAGAGGCUGCAAGUGUUGUUUGUCAUAGUAUUUGAGCAGUUGGAUAGUGCAGAGGGUCGGGACCAGUGCAAUGUUUUACUUGAAAGAUACUUCUUUAAACCAAUAUGGAAAUACCUGCUUGUUCUUUUCAGACUCGCAAAUGAACCCAAAGAGAUUGCCUUAGCUUUCAUCAUGACAGAGAACCAGUCAUGUACACCUGAGACAUUUGCAGUGAGGGAGAAGCUGUGUCUUGGUGAUUAUCCAUACCAGUCAGCUGUCACAGAACUGGAAGGGGUCAUUCAGUGCCACACAAUGUUGGAGAAAUUAGAUUGUCUAGUGAGAGCUUCAAAGGAAGUGAUGCACUGUGUAGAACAGUAUUACAAGCAGAGAGAUACAGAGGCACCUAGUCUGGGAGCAGAUGAUUUACUGCCUAUUCUGUGUUAUGUUGUUGUUAGAAGUGGAUUACCACAGCUUGUGUCUGAGUGCCAAGCAAUGGAGAAACUUAUACAUGAAGGGUACAUGUUUGGCGAGGAAGGUUAUUGUUUAACGUCUUUUCAGACGGCCAUCAAUUAUCUCAUAUCUGAAGGUGUAGGUAACCAGGAAACGUGAUAGUUUAAUGUUUUUACAGACAGCCACCAGUUAUCUCAUAUCUGAAGGUAUAAGUAAGCAGAAAACGUUAUAGUUUAACAGGAAAUAUUUUGUGUCCAAUGACCUCAAUUUCUUGAGGUUUAAAACAUUUUUGUGUUGCUGUGCCAUUGUACAACAGAUGUGAAACUAUUUCAAAUUAUGUUACGAUUCUGUACAGAUGUUGAACUGUUCUCUAAGCAUAUAAAACCAUUGUUUUAGAGAUUAUGCAGAACUUGCAAUGUUAUUGUAUCACAGAUAGUGAACAAUUCUUUUAGUAUCAAGUAUAUUAAACCAGUCUUCUAGAGAUAUUACAGUCCCACUACACUAAGUCUUGAUUAACCAGCCUUGAAGUAUGUUAUAUAAAAGCACUACUAGACGUUAAACAUAGAUGUUUAAACAAUAUUUUAAUAUAAAAAAAAACAGUCUACUGUAGAUUCUGCAAAAAUGGCUUAGCCAUACUACUGCAGCAGCUUUUAAGUAUAUCAACCCAUUCUACUGCAGAUCCCACAAGUAUUGCACUAUAUUCUAUGGUAGAUGUUAAACCAUAUCUUAAAGUAUAAAAAAACCAGUGUAUUGAAAAUUCUGCAAAAAUGGCCUUGCUAUAUUCAUUCAAACAUUGAAACUGUCUUAAUUUGUAAGUACUGUCUAAAAAAAGGUGUGACAGAUCUUGAACAAGGAACAGAAAACCAGUCUGGUAUUUGGGAACAAGAUCAGAUAUAGUACCCUUUGUGUUUGACCAUAACUGUUCAAAUUUACCUCUAUUUAGCAAUUACCAGCCAAAUAGUGCUAGUUCAUUAGAAAACUUUAGAGUUUGUGAAUAUGAGCCGUGCCAUGAGAAAACCAACAUAGUGGGUUUGCGACCAGCAUCCGCGCAGUCUGGUCAGGCUCCAUGCUGUUCGCUUUUAAAGCCUAUUGGAAUUGGAGAAACUGUUAGCGAACAGCAUGGAGCCUGACCAGACUGCGCGGAUGCGCAGGCUGGUCUGGAUCCAUGCUGGUCGCAUACCCACUAUGUUGGUUUUCCCAUGGCACGGCUCAUAUAUAUUGUACUUGAAUUUGUUUUGCAUACUUUAGUUUUUAUGGAAGCUUUUUUGGCAUUUUUUUGUGAGAGCAUCUGGAUUUAUGUUUUUGUUCAACAUUUUUACUUAUGCAGUUUACAAGGCUGUUGAAUAUUUGAGCUUUGCUUUCCUCCGACAGCUCUUGUUGGUAAAGUUUUUGUAUGUAAGCUGGUAUCUCAGUACCCAUGAAUUGAAACUUCACACACUUGAUCAAUGCAAUGAACUCAUUUGCUUUGCACAGAUUCCAUAACUCUGCUUUGUUUCUUUACAAAAUUACGCCCCUUUUUAGCUCACCUGUGACCUCUCUAGAGGCCAUAAUUUUCAAUGGAUCUUCAUGAAAAUUGGUCAGAAUGUUCACCUUUAUGAUAUCUAGGCUAAGUUUGAAACUUGGUCACGUGCCUUCAAAAACUAGGUCAGUAGGUCAAAUAAUAGAAAAACCUUGUGACCUCUCUAAAGGCCAUAUUUUUCAUGGGAUCUGUAUGAAAGUUGAUCUGAAUGUUCAUCUUGAUGAUAUCUAGGUCAAGUUCGAAACUGGGUCACGUGCGGUCAAAAACUAGGUCAGUAGGUCUAAAAAUAGAAAAACCUAGUGCUUUCUAGAGGCCAUAUAUUUCACAAAAUCUUCCUGAAAAUUGGUCAGAACAUUCAUCUUGAUGAUAUCUAGGUCAAGUUCGAAACUGGGUCACGUGCUUUCAAAAACUAGGUCAGUAGGUCUUGAAAUAGAAAAACCUUGUGACCUCUCUAGAGGCCAUAUAUUUCAUGAAAUCUUCAUGAAAAUUGGUCAGAAUGUUCACCUUGAUGAUAUCUAAGUCAAGUUCGAAAGUGGGUCACGUGCCUUUAAAAACUAGGUCAGUAGGUCAAAUAAUAGAAAAACCUUGUGACCUCUCUAGAAGCCAUAUUUUCCAUGGGAUCUAUAUGAAAAUUGGUCUGAAUGUUCAUCUUGAUGAUAUCUAGGUCAGGUUCGAAAGUGGGUCACAUGCGGUCAAAAACUAGGUCAGUAGGUCAAAUAAUAGAAAAACCUUGUGACCUCUCUAAAGGCCAUAUUUUUCAAUGGAUCUUCAUGAAAGUUGGUCUGAAUGUUCAUCUUGAUGAUAUCUAGGUCAAGUUCGAAACAGGGUCAUGUGCGGUCAAAAACUAGGUCAGUAGGUCUAAAAAUAGAAAAACCUUGUGACCUCUCUAGAGGCCAUACUUAUGAAUGGAUCUCCAUAAAAAUUGGUCAGAAUGUUCAUCUUGAUGAUAUCUAGGUCAAGUUUGAAAGUGGGUCACGUGCCUUCAAAAAAUAGGUCAGUAGGUCAAAUAAUAAAAAAACGUUGUGACCUCUCCAGAGGCUAUAUUUUUGAUGGGAUCUGUAUGAAAGUUGGUCUGAAUGUUUAUCUUGAUGAUAUCUAGGUCAAGUUUGAAACUGGGUCAACUGCGAUCAAAAACUAGGUCAGUAGGUCUUGAAAUAGAAAAACCUUGUGACCUCUCUAGAGGCCAUACCCUUGAAUGGAUCUUCAUGAAAAUUGGUCAGAAUGUUCACCUUGAUGAUAUCUAGGUCAAGUAUAAAACUGGGUCACGUGCCUUAAAAAACUAGGUCAAUAGGUCAAAUAAUAGAAAAACCUUGUGACCUCUCUAGAGACCAUAUUUUUCAAUGGAUCUUCAUGAAAAUUGGUCAGAAUUUUUAUCUUGAUAAUAUCUAGGUAAAGUUCAAAACUGGGUCACAUGAGCUCAAAAACUAGGUCACUAUGUCAAAUAAUAGAAAAAACGACGUCAUACUCAAAACUGGAUCAUGUGGGAAGAGGUGAGCGAUUCAGGAUCACCAUGGUCCUCUUGUUUGAUGUAGCAAUUUUUGGUUAAGCUGGUAUUUCCAUUACCGGGGUAGUUUUCACUUCCUUGGAAGACAUGAUAUUGCUAGGAACUUCCUUCAUCUCUGGAAGAUGAAUUUCAAUUUUGCCCGACAGACAGAGAGCAAGACCGCAAGAGCUUUCAGACAUUUUUGUUGUGUAUACUUAAAACUCCAAAUUUCUUCUCAAAGGUUGAUAUAGUCUUGAGGGCAGUUGAAAAUGCACUGAAUAAAUUUUUGUUGAGCCUGCAAUAUAAUAGAAUAUUAAAUACAAAUGUAAAAAUAUUGAAUACUGUGAAAUCAGUUAAUUGUAUGGGGACAAACUUCCUUGGUUUUGGCCAAAACAGCUUUUUCAUGGGAUAUGUAUUUGUGGAUUUCAACAUUUCCAUAUGAAAUAAAUAGGACAUUAAGUUGUUUGUUGGGAUAAAAUUUUGUGGAUUGGCUAAAUUGGGAAAUCCACAAAAAUUGGAAACCCCACAGUGUAAAUGACAUAUAUUACAUGCUCCUCUUGGUGAAAAAGUGAUUAUGAGGAUAAGGAAAACAUGCUGUCAAUUUGGUGCAAGUUAAGACCCAUCCACACAAGAUUGCUUAAAACCUUCCUGACAUUCAUGCAUGCCUCUACCAUAACACUUGAAGAUUCUUGUUUCUUGCCUAAAACAACCUCUUCCUCUCCACUUUCUUUUGGACCAGCCCUAUGGGAGUGACCUGAAGGCCAAGAAAAGGAUGGUCCAAGAAAGGACCUUUGAUGCGAUUGGCAGACAAUUAUGUCUGUAGUUUUUGUUGAACUACUAAUUUAAAAGGAAACUCCUAGCAGUAUUUGAGAUUCGAGUAUGAAGUAGGCAGCCGAGGACCUGAGCAACCUAAAUGAAAACCGUUUCUGAAGCCCUGGAUUAAGUAGUCAGAACCAUGAUAACUCGAUAGGUAUUUUAAUAAAACCUCCACCUUUAGUGGCGUAGUUGGUUUUGACCCAAGGAAACAACUUUUUUGGGGUACAGGGGAUACUGGGUGUGGGUAAGGGGCUUUUGGUUGUUUGUGUUAUGAACAUGCUGGCCUGUUCUUUGCAUGUGAACAAACAGAGCCCUGCAUGGUGUGAUCCACUGCAGAAUCCAUAGACAUGUGGCCUUGUGCAUCUCGAAUCUAUGCAUAAACCUCGUUUAUUGUAUGUCCAGCAGGUAUUGUCAAGGAAUCUGGAAGGCCUGUAAAAUGAAUUCUGGGCAGGACGCAAGGAUCUGCUUGGCCCUGAAUAAAGGACCGAUUACCUGAAUGUAUAUUGUUGUGAAUGUUGGGUGGUUGCCAUGACUCAGAAUUCUGUGUGAAGCAGGUCCCACUGCAUAAUCUGGUGUUCCCUGAACAUCCUAAAAUGAGUGUCAUAAAAUGACCACUCCAGUCAAGGACAUCUUCAGGCAAGGUCUCUAUUUCCCCAUAUUUCAUAUAGCUGGGGUGUUUCAGUGGGAUAUUUUGAUGAAUUCAGAAUAUUGCAACAAACCUCAGGAAUGCCGUAGUCCUGGCUUUGAUUGACGUUAUUUUCUUGGUAUUGCUGGUUGGGACUAGGCUUAAUUGUGAAUGGUUGUUUACUGUAAUGGAGAAAUUGGUCAUUGGAUGUUCCUCGCCCAAGUGAUUUUUCAUGUGUAACCUUUAGAGAUUUGCACGAUUGACUGUGGUAGACUGGGAGGAAAUGGAAUCUGUUUGUUGCUGGCUUUGUUCCCAUCGUUGCCCUGUAAGACCCCAAGUCUGGGUUGGAGUAUAAACAAUGGGAAAGCCAUUAACAUUGUCCCUGAUCCUUGACAAACUACCAGUCAUUCUAGAUUUAUACUUCCUUUUGGUCUGGUUAGUUUGGUCCCUUUGUGGGGAGGGUGACUGAUGUACCCACCGAACAUGUUUUGUUGGAACCCAACAGGGCAAGGUGCAGCUGCUUACUGUCGCUGACCAUUUCUGGCAUUUCAUCUGCAAAAUAGAAAACGUGUUAAGGUGAAGAAGGUGUAAUGAGCGGGAUUUUCAAAAACAAGUUGCAUCCUUGAUAACGUAAAUAACAGCAAAAGUUGAUCUUCACCCGAUGUACAAUUAUUGAAAAGGUCAAAUGCACACUUUUUUACGCAAAUGAUGUCGAGAUUUCACCUUUUAGCCUAGUUGGAAAUAGUUAUGACAUUGCCGUUUUCAUGGCGAUUAAUUAAGUUUUGGGGCGUUCAUUUUAUUGAUGUAAUUUUCAGAUAUAUACUCUCACUAUUUGCUGAAGAAAUGCUCACUUUAUGCAAAAAUCAUGCCAAAAUCUUACUAUGAAAUUAUUGUUUUCGUGCGGAAUGACCAAGUAGUGUGCAAAAACUUGUCCAUAAAUUUUUUUAAAAAAAACUAAUAUUAUCUUAAAAUUUGUUUUACUGUAAAAUGAGCAAACAAAAAUCAGGGGUCACCGACUUUGUUUUCGAUAUAUUUUCAUAAAUUUUCCCCUACCCCCAUUUUCUUGUGCAUUUUUUUGAUAUAAAAAGUCAUAAGAAAAUCAUUUGAUAGAUUAAUGAAAUACACUUCUACCAGAUAAAUUUUAGCCCACAGCGACAUUGACUGCACACGAAUUUGUUAACUUAAAGUGAUAAGUUUGUGGCUGACCCUUUCUGAUUAGUUGUAGCCAUAAAUUUUAGCACGCGUUGUUCCAAAAUCUGACCUCAACGGAAGUGACGUUUUCGAGCUACGAAGUUGCAAAAAAUGAUAAAGUCUCAAAUGGCGCUAUGGGCGGCGUUUCAGGUUGCACAUUUUCCCAUGGCGUAUGCUGUGUUUGUAAAUAGAUAUUUAGUCAUUCCGUUUUAAAAAAUCUAAUACCUUCUGAAACAUACUUUCAUUCUUGUAUUUCCAAAUCAUAUUAUAUAGUUGUCUUUAUCACCUGAAUAUAUGUGGUAAUUUUCAAGUUACCUACUUAGAUUGUACAAUUAGUAAGUAAGUAAGUAAAGACUUUAUUUUCUGUGGAUUACGCAUUUGGCAUAUUUACCAAUUUACAAUAUGGUCCACAACAUAUAUGCAAAAUAUAAAAUUGAGUGACAAAGUAUAAAUAAGCAAGUGCAUAUACAUGUCAUAUCCAGAUAUUCAGUCUGAAAUAAUCUGAAUUUUCAUUGUAUCCUGCGGUAAAAAGAAAGCCGUAUACUUUUUUCGCAUGAAAUGUUAGGACAUAUUUCAAGAAGAUGUGUUAUUAAGUAUAAUUUAAGGUGCAACUGGCCGUAAAUGAUUUCCUUUGCAUAGAGAAUGUAGCAAUAUGAAAUAAUUCUUUUUAUGUGCCCCCAUUCAAGUUAUGUUAAGGUGAGAUGUGGAACCAAAAUUUGUAGUCCUGUUUGCCGCCAUAUAACCUAUACUGUGUUGGUGUGCCGUAAAACCCAAAUAAAUAAAUAAAUAUGUUUAGGUGGGGCAAUUAGUGUUCCCCUCACCUGCCUGCCCAUCCGUCCGUCGAAUUAGUGUCGGGCAUAUCUCAGAAAUACCAGUGUUAUGGCCCUUGAUGUAGUCGAAAAUAUACAUAAAAGUUUAUGUCGCAUUUAUCUCAUUAAGUGCUUCAAGAUUUUUAUUGCAUAUAUCUUAAAAAUAAUAGAGACAUGAAACCAUAUAGGAAUAAUAUGCAGCAUGUGAAGUUGUAACAUAUUCAGGGUUGAGCGCCCGCCAAAUACUUGUUUUUGCUAUAAUGUAUCUUUUGGAAUUACUGCAUCUAAACAAACACAGACAGUUGUAUAGAAAGAUUCAACCAGUCAGACUAAAGUUUUCGUUUUUGAACAUCGGACAAAUGUACGUAGCCGCUUUUGUUACUUGUUGAGAUGUUGUCAGUAACAGAUGUUGAGCAAGUUAAUGCCGUUAGGGAGUUCGGAAACAAUAACAGUUAAAUUGUCAGUAUAUCAUUACUACCUACAAUACAAAACAAAACACAAACAUCAAAAGUUUUUCAUAAUUUUUCAUUUUUAUCAUGACAAUGCGCUUGAUAACUGCUGUGGUUGUAUGUAAUACAGCAAUGAUAUAAAAUGUCUGAAUGAUAAAUAAAAUUUAUACACAUCAUCUGUCUUCAAAAUAUAUAUGAAUUUUGACAUGCCUAUCAUAAUUCUCAAGUGUACCCAUUGCCAUAUCUAGGAAAGAUUUGCACGUACACAGCAUAUAAUUUAUGAAUAGAUGCAAACACCAACGAUAAUGUUUACAAACAUAGCAUAGGGAAUCACAAAAAUUCACGAAAAUCAUUCUUAUAAUACAGGUGAUAUACGUGAUCCCCAAUUGAGCGAUAGACACUAAAGUAGGACAAAAUAACCGCCCAUGCCAGUCUAAGAAAAUACACAAAAAAUCAUUUGUUUUCUGCACAUGUUUGACUUCAAGGGAGUAUUGCAUGGCUGUCGUAAUGUUUAGUAGAUAAUUCAAAAUGUGUAUUUUUUUUUUUUUUAAGAUUUAUGUUUUUUAUUUGUCUUUAUUUGGCACCUUUAACCACCUAGAUUAUCCAGCCAAGAAUAAUAAAAAAACGUCCAUUGUAUUGCCCUCCUGCAUUGCUCGACGCCAUUUUGUUUCCAACAGCUUACAGAACAUAAUGAUGUGACGUUGCCAAAUGUAACGUUUGGCGUUCUGCCAGACAUCACUGAAUUACACCUUCUUCACCUCAGAACAAAGUCUGGAACAUCAGAACAAAAUUUGGAAUAUCAGAACAUAGUUUGGAACAUCAUUACAUAGUCUGGAACAUCAGAACAAAAUUUAGAAUAUCAGAACACAGUCUGGAAAAAAUUCUAAGUUCAGUAAUUUGAAGAAACAACAAAAUUUUAUUUAUGCACUCUGAAAAUUGACUUGGCCAUUUAAUAGUAAAUGACAAAAACAUGCAAACAACAUUUUUCAAAAUGCAGCAAAGCCCAAUUAUACAAAAAUGUACAUAAACUAGUAAAGCAUAUACAUAUGACUACUAAAGGGCAAUAUAACGCUAUAUCACCUAAAACUAAAUACAGCAUUAAUAUAAAAAAUAACACAAAUUGAAUAUGAAAUGCCACUAACAAAACUGGAAGUUUUUUUUAUCAAAUGACAUCCAUAUUUUUUAAGUUAAGACAAGCAGUAGUGAUUGCAUUUGUACAUAGACAUUUAGUUUAUAUAAUUAUCAAAUUAUAUCUUUAAGUUACAUAUAAAGAGGAACAUAAUUGUAAGUGAAAUUGUAAAAAGAUAAGAAAGAAAGAUUUGUGAACGUACCUCAAAUCGACAUGUUGCCAUUACAACCAGGCUCAUUGUAACGAUGUGUACCUUUUCCAUUGCGAUUUUCUGAAAAAAACAAAUCAUGCAAACAUCAUUUUUCAAAAUGCAGCAAAACCCAAUUAUACAAAAAUGUACAUAAACUAGUAAAGCAUAUACAUAAUUAUGACUUCUGAAGGGCAAUAUAACACUAUAUCACCCAAAACAUAAAAAUUAUCAAAGGUUAGGUCCCAAAAUAACUUAACCAGUAAAUCUUUUUUCGUCUUUGUGUAGCCAUUUAACCAGUAUGAAAAUUUUUCAAUGUUUACAGGUGUACAUAUCCAAGUCUUACAACGACUAAUGCUGGUUAUCGCUUAUUAGAGGAGUUGACGAUGGCUUGUUUUCCAGAGAUGACUUGCUUAAUAUGUUCUGGUUACCUUUGCUGAAAACAAGCUUUCUUGCUGUGAGGCCUGGAACAACGUUGGCAGACAUGUCGG